This is a messenger RNA of Stegodyphus dumicola, 2201 nucleotides long. RefSeq lists its product as uncharacterized. Lineage: Eukaryota; Metazoa; Arthropoda; Arachnida; Araneae; Eresidae. The record is from RefSeq and is a predicted model, not a curated record. Gene Ontology annotation, molecular function: phosphatidylinositol-4,5-bisphosphate phospholipase C activity; CCR4-NOT complex binding. Gene Ontology annotation, biological process: Rac protein signal transduction; lipid metabolic process.
UCGAUUUAAGGAAUCGCAAUUUUUAAAUAGGGUGCAAAGUUUGUUAAAUGUUUCUCAAGGUUUUGUUGUAAAUCGUACCGUUAUUUCAUGUUUGACUCGUCUUUUUAUAUGAAUGCAAUAUUUGUAAUUGAUUUUUAUAUACACAAGUCCAAUUCUUUUGUUUCUUGAAGCCAUCAGAAGAAGCGUGAGGUACAAAUUUGACCUGUUUUCUGAAAUGAAAAUUCCUUUAAUGUCCAUGUUCAUAAUCAAGUAGUGAUUUUUGGGUUGAAGUUAUGGCCAAUCUGCGUAGACAUUUCAAUUUUAGUACAAAACCAUCUGUUCAUCAAGAUCGUGAAAUGCCAUUUCCUGUUUCUGCCUCCACGAAACCAUCUUUUCAACAGUUUGAUACUCAUAGCCUCAUGAAUGAUAUAUGUAACUGUUUAGACCUGUGCUGCUCCUACAUUCAGGCAUUAAAUUCUCUAUGUGGAGCAGGAUCUUUGUUAGCAAGAAAUCUUUUUCAUGCUGUCCAAGAUGUGCCUGCAUAUCGCGGUAUUUCACAACAGUUUCUUUCUGUUUGGGAAGAAGUAAGUAAAGCUACAGCUGGUGCAAGUGCUGCCGUUAAAACAGAAACAUUGAUGAUGUUACAAGAAAUCUUGAAUACCUUAGAAAUGAGAUCUGGGGAAGCAGAUUUAGAUGAUACUAUAGCAGAGAGUUUUCAGGUUAUUGGGACUUGUCUGUGCUCUUUUAUAGAACUUCAAGCACAGUUUUCAUGGAGUACUUGGAAAUCAUUAUCUAAAUUAUCCAAGAAUUUCAACAGCGAUUCCUUUCGACAUAGUCUACAGUGGAGAUCUCCUGACAGAAAUCCUUCUAAAAUCUCUAUCAAUGCAAAUUUAAAUGCAAAUAUAAAAAAACAUUUUUCCCAGCUGUUUUGCAAAGUUGGAGUAUCAAAAGUAAGUGAUUCGGAUAAUACACAAAGUCAUUUUUAUACUUCACCUGUGCCAACUGCUGGGGAUAUGCCAUUUUAUUCACAUUUUGGUUCUCAAAAUAUACCUGGCAAUUCAGAUAAAGUUUCGACAUGGUCUCCAACUCCUGCUGUGUGGUCAUCAACAGACUGUACUGAAUCUAAAUUUGUUACACCUGUGCAAACAUCAGAGCAAGACUACCAGAAUUCAGUAUCCACAAAUACGGGUUUGGAUGAAGUAAUUAAUCUUUUAUCCUGUGUUCCUGUGCAACAAUCAAGUAACAAGUUGAAUAGUUCAGACCAAAAUUAUUUUUCUUAUGCUCCUACUGAACAAAUGUAUCGUUUAAUACCAAAAGGCUCCACUUCAGUUUCUAGAAAUUUUAAUGCAAAUCAUUCAUGGUCCAAAGGACCUAGAGACAUUGCUUUAGGAUAUGAUUCAUGGAUUUGGAGAGUAGAUAACAUGAAUUGCUUUGGUUUACCAUCAAGUUCUGAUGUCGUGAAGAAGCCUUUGGAAGGGAACAAUAAACUUCUUGCUCAGUGGGAAAAUAAAGAACUUCAAAAAUGGAACUCUGCAGUUUGUGAAACAGGAAGUUCCAGUGAUGAAGGGUCAUCUGUCCAUGGACCAGAAACUGAGUCCUCUAGUAUGAACAGAUCAUUUAACAGAAAUAUACUGACCUCAUUAUCAAGCAGGUGGCACAAUAAUGGUGAAAGCAUGCCAGGUGGAUUGGAAAGUGUAUCAGAAUCCAAAGAUGAAUAUUUAUGGGAGGUGCGAUCGAAAAUAAGUACAUGGCCAUUGAAACAAUCAGGUUUAAGAAAUUCUGAAAAUGAAUGUCAGGAAAAUGAAGCUUGUUCAGAAUAUUCUGAUUUAUAUUUCUCACAAUCUUGAUCUGUUACUGUAACGUUUGUGUGAAAAUGAAACUGAUACUUCGUGCAAUUUCCAAAAUAAUCUUCGAGUGGACACUUCACUAGUAGAAGUAUUACCUAAAACCUGGAAAAGAAUACGAGUCAAUAUUCUGGAGUCUUAAACAUGUUUUUUUCUCAACUGGAUAAAUCAUUCGAGUCAUGCACUGGGUGGCCAGCUGUAACCAGGACAAAGAAUAUAUAUUGUUAAGAAAGAAAGCUUCGCAGCAGUAGGAGUGGCUCCCUCCGAACGAAAAGGGACACAACUGCGCAUGCGUGAAAUAUCUGUCGCCGAAAAGCGCCAAAGCUCGAAGCUGAUGUCGAAGUUCGAACAGGUCCGAUGGUCAUGUUUAUCAAGAGU